Molecule: messenger RNA, 8222 nt
Organism: Dermatophagoides pteronyssinus (European house dust mite)
Lineage: Eukaryota; Metazoa; Arthropoda; Arachnida; Sarcoptiformes; Pyroglyphidae
Product: fatty acid synthase-like
Biological process (GO): fatty acid biosynthetic process
Molecular function (GO): oxidoreductase activity; 3-oxoacyl-[acyl-carrier-protein] synthase activity; phosphopantetheine binding
Source: RefSeq, a predicted model, not a curated record
UCUUCAGUGCAAUUGAUUCGACAAAAAUCAAUCAAUCAAUCAAUUUUUCAUCAUCAAGCAAUAACAUCAAUAAUUUGAAAUAGCAAAAAAAACAUCCAAUUCGUCAAUCAUGUCAAUCAUGGAACCAAUUUCCAAAAUUGCCCGAGAAUGUCCAAUCAAAGAGGAUAUCGUUAUUUCGGGUAUUUCGGGUCGUUUUCCCGAAUCCGAUAAUAUGGAUGAAUUUGCACAGAAAUUAUUCAGCGGUGAAGAUAUGGUUACCAAAGAUGAUCGUCGUUGGCCAGUUGAAAUCAACGAUGGUCUUGGCUCUCGUACUGGUAAACUUAAAAGUUUGGAUAAAUUUGAUUCAUCAUUCUUUUCGAUGUUGACAUAUUUGUCACAUUCUAUGGAUCCUGUAUCACGUAUUGUAUUGGAAACAACUUAUGAAGCAUUCCACGAUGCUGGUGUUUGUCCACAUCAAAUUCGUGGUUCGAAUACUGGCGUCUAUUUUGGCAUCAACACUAUUGCUCAAGCUGAUGGUCUUCCACAAGAUGAUUUCAACGAUAUCUUUACUAAAGAUGCUGCUUUCUGGGUUUAUGGCAAUUCCAAAGUAUUGUACGCAAAUCGUAUUUCUUUCUUGUUCGAUUUUCAAGGUCCAAGUUUGGUUAUCGAUACUGCUUGUUCAGCAUCAUUGGUCGCAUUGGCUACUGCUAUGAACGAUAUCCGUAUGGGUGUUUGCGACACAGCUGUUGUUGCUACUGGCAAUUUGGUUCCUGCACCAUUUGGUAAUUCAAUCUAUUCUUGUGUCGGUCUUUUGGCUUCCGAUGGUAAAUGUAAAGUAUGGGACAAACGUGCCGAUGGUUUUGUACGUUCCGAAACAAUUGGUGCAUUGAUUCUUCAACGUCGUUCACAAGCUAAACGUGUUUAUGCAACUGUUUUGCAUUCAAAAGUUAAUUCCGAUGGUUUCAAAUCGGUCGGUCUUUUCGCUCCAUAUUGGUUGCGACAAAAAGAUCUUAUGGUAUCCACUUAUGAAGAAGCUGGUGUCGAUCCAAACGAUUUGGUUUAUUUUGAAGCUCACGGUACUGGUACCAAUGUUGGUGAUCCACAAGAAGCUAAAGCUAUUGCUGAAGCUUAUUGUAAACAUCGUGAACAACCAUUAUUGGUCGGUGCUGUCAAAUCAAAUCUUGGCCAUUCUGAAGGUUCAUCUGGUUUGAAUUCAGUGGCCAAAGUUAUUAUUGCAUUUGAAAAUAAAUGCGUUCCAGCUAAUUUGCAUUUCAAUGAACCAAAACAAGAAAUCUAUGCUAUUGUUAACAAACAAAUUCAACCUGUUAUCAAGAAUACACGAUUCCCGAACGGUAUUGUUGGUGUUAAUUCAUUUGGUGUCGGUGGUGUGAAUGCUCACAUUUUGUUGAAAAGUAAUGAUAAAGAAUUGACACCUGAAUCCUAUGAAAUUUGUAAACCAAUACCACGUUUGGUUUGUGUUGCUGGCCGUACCGAAGAAGGUGUUAAUAUGACAUUUGAUUUUAUUAAAAAUAAUCCGGAAAAAAUUCAUCGUGAUUUCUUGGCAUUGUUGAAUGAAUCGAUGAAAACUGGUUGGGUUGAAUCAUCAUCGAAUUUCCCACAACGUGGUUAUAUGAUUAUCAAGGAAAAACCUAAUGCUGAAACAACCACUAUUAAUGUUGAAUGUGGUGAAGUGAAAGUACCAAAAUAUGAAUAUGAUUGUAAAAUUACUAAUACUGGUAUGGAAUAUCCAGUUUGGUUAGUUUUCUCUGGUAUGGGUUCACAAUGGCUUACAAUGGCAACCAGUAUGAUGUCAUUAGAACCAUUUGCACGAUCAAUUCAACAAUCAGCUGCUGUACUUAAACCAUUAGGUAUUAAUUUGAUUGAAUUAUUAACGAAAAAUGAUCCCGAAUUGUGGAAAAGUACUGUCAAUCCAUUUGUUGCUAUAACAUCUAUGCAAGUUGCAUUGUACGAUGUUAUCAAAUUGUUAAACAUCAAAAUCGAAGGUAUUAUUGGUCAUUCAUUUGGUGAAGUUGCUUGUGCUUAUGCUGAUGGUUGUUUAACAUUGGAACAAGCUAUUUUGACAUCAUAUUGGCGAGGUAAAAUUGUUGAACAAUCUAAAUUACCACGUGGUGUAUUGGCUGCUAUUGGUCUUUCAUGGGAAGAGACUAAAAAACGUUGUCCACCUGGUAUUGUACCUGCUUGCCAUAAUGGUUCCGAUUCGGUUACCAUUUCGGGUCUUUAUGAAGAAACGAAAAAAUUUGUUGAAAAAUUACAAUCGGAAAAUGUUUUCGCUCGUUUGGUUGCUGGUGGUGAAUAUCCAUAUCACAGUCCACAUAUGAAUGCUGUUGCCGGAGAUUUGAUUGCCGCAUUGAAUAAAGUGAUUCCGGAACCGAAAAAACGUAGUUCGAAAUGGAUUUCAACAUCAUUCGAUAAAAGUAAUUGGUACAUUGAAGAUGCUUGUUAUGCAUCGGCCAAAUAUUUUACCAACAAUUUGGUUUCACCGGUAUUGUUCAACGAAGGAAUGAAUGAAAUCAGCAAAGAUUGUAUUGCUAUUGAAGUUGCACCACAUUCAUUGUUUGAUUCAAUUUUCAAACGUUGUUAUCAACAACAUCAUUAUAUUGGUCUGAUGAAACGUAAUGAACCGGAUAAUUUGAAUUUCUUCCUCACUGCAUUGGGUCGUAUCUAUACAUUCGGUAUGAAUUUGGAUAUUGAAAACUUGUAUCCACGUGUUGAUUGGCCCGUUGCACGUUCAACUCAAUCAUUGAGUUCGCUAUUGUUUUGGGAUCACUCAAAAAGUUUUUAUGUUAAAAAAUAUCCCGAAUUUCACAAUUUUUCGACCGCAUCAGAUUUUUAUGUUAAAAUAUCUGUUCAUGAAACUGAUUGGCAUUUUAUUCGUGAUCAUGCUGUUGAAGGUAAAGCAUUGUUUCCAGCUACUGGUUAUUUGUAUUUGGUUUGGCGUCGUGUUGCCAACAGUAUUGGUCAACCAUGGAGUAAAACUCCAGUUCAUUUUGAAAAUGUUCGAUUCCAUCGUCCAACAUUGGUAUCCGAAUCAAGUGAUAUCAAAUUCACUAUUCGUUUAUUGCAAGGUAGUGGUGAAUUUUUAGUUUUCGAAGCAAACAAUCUUGUCUGUACGGGUAAAGCAACUGUUAUGGAAAAUGAUGAUGGUCUUGAAGUGCAAGAUACUAUUGAACCGGCAAUUGAAGAAGAUUACAAACAACGUCAUUCAAGUGAAUUCGAUUAUCUAUCCACUAGAGAAAUCUACAAAGAAUUGCGUAUUCGUGGUUAUGAUUAUGGUCCCAAAUUCCAGGGUCUUACUGAAGCUCGUUCCGAUGGUGCUAUCGGUAAAGUUAAGUGGGAUGGUCAUUUCAUUAGUUUUAUGGAUUCAAUGCUCCAUAUUUCAUUGGUUGCCUUACCACUUCGUGCUUUGUUUGUACCGGUUGGUUUUGAAUCAGUUCGUAUCGAUCCAAAAGUUUUAUUCGGUGAAAUUGAACGUGUUAAACAAGAAAAACAAAAAACCGAAGAAGAAGAAUUCCAUUUGAAACGUGAAUUCUUGUAUUUCUCCGAUAAAAGCAAAGAAAAUGAAACAUUGGAAAAAGAUUUUUCACAACGUGUUGAAGGUGCCAUCAACAAAGAAGAAGUUGAUCAAGAAAAUCAAGAAAGUCGUGCCGAUUUACCAAUUCAAUUUUAUGAAACUGCAUUCAUGAAAAAUGAAGAUAACAAAAUUUCAUUGAUUCCUGUCAUUUUUAAUGGUAAUAAUCGUUCAAUUGCAACCAAAGGUUUAGAAGUUAAAGGUAUGAUUCCGUUCCCGGUUCCAAGAAAAAUCGAUCAAAAAGGUUUAAUUUUGGAAGAAUAUUCGCAUAUGCCUUAUUUGGAUAAAGAAUCAUCACGUUUAACCAAUGAUAAACAUAAAGAAUUGAUGGAUUAUAUUGAAAUGUGUAAUUAUCUUUCAUCAUUAUUGGUAUUGAACAAAUCCGUUGCUAAACCUGAACCAAAAGAUUUAGUUGUUGCUGAUCAAAAACUUGAUGAUCUAAUUCGUCAUUAUACAAAAUUUGUUGAAAUGCAAGAAACAAAUCCUUAUCGUGUAUUCAUGUUACUUAAAGAUUUAUUGGAUUUGAAAGUUGAAAAAUUGGAUGAUGGUACAGAAAAAUUGGUCAUGGCUUGUUGUGUUGCUGAAGAUAAAUUGAAUGGUGAAGGUGGAUUGAAUAAUGAUCUGUUGACCAAACAUGAUUUAUCAGCCGAUUUGGUCGUUUUGUUGCAAACAAAUGAACGUCUUGUGCGACCAUUAAUCGAUACAGUAUUGGAAAAUUCCUCCGAUCGUAAUAAUUUGAAAAUGGUUGAAGUCAAUCCAGCACAAUAUCUUUAUGCAUGGCGUAUUGUUCAAUUGAUUAAAACAUCAUAUGUUGGCAAUCUAAAUAUUGAUUAUACAUAUGCUAAUACUGGAACACAAAUCCUAAACAAAGAAUUGGAAAGUCUCAAUAUGAAAUCUAUUGAAUGGAAUUUAUCGACAAAUUCAUUCAUCAAUGAUAUCAAUACUAUUGAUUUGAUUUUGUAUCGUUUGACUGAUGGUGUUGUUGAAAAUUGGAGCAUUGAUCGACAAUUGGAAUCAUUUUAUGAUGCAUUGAAAGAAAAUGGUUUCCUUAUGGUUAUCGCCCGUAAUGAUUUGAACAAAAUGGAAUCAUCAUUAUAUAAACAUUUUAAUAAUGAUCCAAAACGUGAAAUUGUACGAUCUGGUUUGGUUGAUGAAUUUAUUAAAGCCGCUAAAGCAGCAUCGUUUGGUUUGGUUGGUACCAAAUCCAGUAUCUAUGGUUGUUCAGCAUUAUUGUUCCGUAAAUUGAAAAUGGUUUAUGAUCCGGCUGAAUUUAAUGUAUUGAAAAUUGUCAACUUCCAAUAUGAUGCCUGGGUUGAUAAAUUGAAAGCAUUGAUGGCACAAAGUAAAGAUGAUAAUAAACCAUUAUGGUUGGUUGCUAAAGAUAGAUUCAAUGGUGUUGUCGGUAUGGUAAAUUGUUUACGUUUGGAACAAGGUGGCGCUAAUGUUCGUUGUAUUUUUGAUCUGGAUAAUUCAUUGCCGGAUCAAAUUGAUUUUGAAAAAAGUCCAUACAAUGAAAUUGGUUAUAUGGAUUUAGUUUUCAAUGUUUAUAAAAAAGGACAAUGGGGUUCAUUCCGUUUCUUAACAUUACCGGAUAAAUGUGAACAAGUUGAAACACAAUAUGCUUAUCUGGAUAUUGGUACACGUGGUGAUUUAUCAACUUUCCGUUGGUAUGAAUCUGACCAUAAACAUUUUGAUAGAAUUCUGAAAGCUGAUCAAGAAAAAGGAAUGGUUAUGUGUGAUGUUUAUUGUUCAUCAUUGAAUUUUAAGGAUGUCAUGUUGGCUACUGGUCGUAUUCAACCGGGUCCAGAAUCGGCCAUUUUUGAUUGUGUAAUUGGUUUGGAAUUUUCUGGCCGUCGUCGUGAUAAUGGAAAACGUGUUAUGGGAAUGGUACCAUUCAAAGGUUUUGCUACAACAAUUACAUCGUUUGAAGAAUUUUUAUGGGAUGUACCAGAUGAAUGGUCAUUGGAAGAAGCUGCAAGUAUUCCGGUUGUUUAUAGUACAGCAUUAUAUGCUUUGAUUGUUCGUGGUCAAUUACGUGAAGGUGAUAAAGUUUUGAUCCAUUCGGCUGCUGGUGGUGUUGGUCAAGCUGCAAUCCGAAUCUGUCAAGAUCAUAAAUGUGAAAUAUUCGUCACCGUUGGUAAUCAAAGUAAACGAACAUUCUUGAAAGAAGAAUUUGGCAUCCCAGAUGAUCAUAUAUUCAAUUCACGUGACAUUUCAUUCGAACGUUUGAUCAAAGAACGAACCAAAGGUUUGGGUGUUGAUAUUGUUUUGAAUUCAUUGGCCGAAGAUAAACUUCAGGCAUCACUUCGUUGUUUGGGUUUGAAUGGUCGAUUUUUGGAAAUUGGCAAAUAUGAUAUGCAAAUGAACAAACCAAUUGGAAUGUUUGCUUUCUUACAAAACAUUUCAUUCCACGGUGUUUGUUUGGAUGCAUAUUUCCGUGAAGGUUUUGAUUCACCAAAUUUGAAACGUUUCAUGACUCGUAUGACCGAAUUAUUGUAUGAUGGUAUUAAACGUGGUGUUGUACGACCAAUUCAACGAACAUCAUUCCGUUGGAAUGAAGUUGAACAUGCUUUCCGUUAUAUGUCUACUGGUAAACAUAUUGGUAAAGUUAUUAUUAAAAUGCGUGAAGAAGAAAAACAAAAACAAGUUGUUGCCAAACCAUUAACUGUUAUUGCUAAUCGACGAACAUCAUUCAAUCCAUCCAAAUCAUAUGUUAUUGCUGGUGGUCUUGGUGGUUUUGGUUUGGAAUUAUUGUAUUGGAUGGUAAUGCGUGGUGCUAAAAAAUUUGUUCUUUCAUCUCGUGGUGGUUUGAAAAAUUCUUAUCAAAAAUUAUAUUUCAAACGACUCAAGGAAUUGAGCAAAUUUAUUUCAAUCUUCGAUAUCGAUGUUAGUAUGUGCACACAUAAUGUUAUCAAUGAAGAUGGUGCUCGUGCUUUGAUCGAUGAAGCUAUCACCAAAGGUCCAGUUGGUGGUAUAUUCAAUUUAACAUUGGUAUUGCAUGAUGCUUUUGUCGAAAAUCAAACUGUCGAUACAUUUGUUGAAGUUUGUUCACCAAAAUUGACUGGUCUAGCUAAUUUGGAUAAAAUUUCCCGCGCAAAAUGUCCAGAAAUUGAUUAUUUUGUCUGUUUUUCAUCAUUGACUGCUGGUCGUGGUAAUGCCGGACAAAUUAAUUAUGGUUAUGCUAAUUCAGCUAUGGAACGUAUUUGUGAAUGUCGUCGUUCUGAAGGUUUACCUGGUACGGCUAUUCAAUGGGGUCCAAUCGGUGAUGUUGGUGUUGUUGCUGAACAUUUGUUGGUGGAUGCCGACCAGCAAAAACAAGAAGAUAUGUUGAAAUUGUUUGGUGGUAUUUCCCUGCAACGUAUUGCAUCAUGUUUAGAAGUAUUGGAUCGUUUGUUACAAGUUGGUGCACCAGUAUUAUCAUCAUUGAUCAAAUCGAAUUUGGAAGAUAAUAGUAAUCAAAGUGAAGAUGAUAUUUUGGAUCAAUUGUGUGCUCAUUUGAAUGUUGAUAAACGAUCACGUGAAGAAACUAUUGGUGAUGCUGGUUUGGAUAGUAUGACUGUUGUUGAAAUUCAACAACGUCUAGAACGUGAUUAUGAAGUAUCGUUGUCGGUUGCCGAUGUAAAACGUAUUACUAUUGGUGAAAUUAAAGAUUUCCGUGAUGGUAAACGUGAAGGUUUGAAAUCAUUUGCCGAAGAUAUUAAAAAAACACGUAUCCAUUUGGCUAAUAUUAAAUUCGAAAUUGCAAGCGAACCAUACACAGUGGUUUGUCCACAUCAAGAAGUAUCGAAAAUGAAACCAAUAUUCUUUUUACCACCAAUCGAAGGUAUCUAUGAAUCAUUGAAAGAAAUCAUCAUGGAUAUGGCUAAACAUCGACCAGUCAUUACAUUGAAUUGGAUGCGUAAAAUGAACGAAUUGAAUAAUAUUAAAAAAGUAGCCGAAUAUUUCAAAGGUGUUUUGGCCAAAUUGGAACCAAAAGGUGAACAUGAAAUUGUUGGCCAUUCAUUUGGUGCUAUUGUCGGUAUUCAUAUGUGUCGUAAAAAUGUACCAAUCAAAACCAUGAUUGUACUUGAUCCUAUGGAUGUAUCCAAUUUCAAAGAAGAAUUUGAUCGUAAUGAAAAAGUAGAAAUGAUUCUAUCAUAUUUACGUAAUUUCAUGUCCGAACGUUUGGUCGAUAAAGUGCGUAAAGAAGCACUUUCAGUCAAGAAUGAACAAGAAUGUGUACAAAGAAUAGCCGAUGUAUUGAAAUCACAUGGUGGUAAAACAAUCAAUAGUAAAGAUAUUGAUGAUAUUAUCAAAGAUUCAUUCGUUCGUGCUGAAAUGAUUCUUAAAUAUCAACAGAAAAAUAUUCGAAAACUUCGUAUGUUUGGUCGUGAUUUUACACAAAAAACCGUACAAAAAAUGAUGAAAAAAAUUACUGUCAAUGUAACUGUUAUCAAACGUAUGGCACAAGAAUCGGAAAUUGACAAAUUGAACAAUAUUCUUCUUACCAGUUAUGGUAUUGCUCGACAGGAUUUCGUUGGCCGUUUCGAUGUCUAUCAAGUUAUCGGUAACGAAGAAGAAUAUCUUACUGCUCAUCUUCAUUAUAUAACCAAAUUGAUUAAACUUAAAUUGACAUUGAUUACGGAAGAAGAGGCACAAAAUUUGGCAUAAGAAA